AUGCCUUAUUCUAAUAUAGAUGAUCUUUCAGAAAGAUUAUUAGUCAGGUCGCAAGAGGCAAUACUUCAAUUGGAUUUGUGGAUUCAAAGACAACAACAAUGGGCAGAAAGUGAUGAUAAUCACGAUGAAAAUGAUUUGGAAAAAGUUACAGAUACUUAUAAUUUAUACAUGUCUCAAUUGAAUUCGUUGUAUAUUAGAUCACAAAACGUUAGAGAUAAGCUAAAUACUAAAAAAAAAUCAAGAACUAAUACUAUAAAGUAUGUAUCACCCUCAAAAGUUAAUAUGAAUGGGCAAAGUGAUAUCGAAGACCUUAUUUUUGAGUUCCAAGAUAUUACACGAAAAUUGAACGUUUUGGCUAGUUCAAGAAGAAGGUGCUCCUCAUCAAAAAGCUCAUCUUCGAGAUCUAGCUCGAUUGGUUCAUUUCAGCCAAAGCCAUUAAAAAUUUCGUUGAAAAGGAAUAAAUCAUUAAAAGAACAGAAUAAGAAAACUGUAACGUUUGAUGUUGAAGAAGUGACUGAUCUAAAUAUCAAUAGUGUAAUAUCUUUGCCAGGGUCCCCUCUUCGUAACGAACAAAGUAGUCCCCCAAUGAAUCAUCAUUUAAGGCAAGCCAAAUCAUAUGAUACUGGUUUGAAUUCGAAGAGAAGUAUUAAACCAAAAAAAUCAAAAAUUGAUUCAGUUUAUGAUUCAACAUUCAAGAAUACACAGCGUUUAUCAAUAUCACUAUUUGAUAUAGAUACAAACGAAAAUGAUAUAACAAAUAUUUCUGAUCAAGAAACAGUAAUAUCAUCGUCAUCUCUGACUAUGGACGAGCCUCUCGAAAUCAUUGAUGAUCAGAAAAACAAUUUAAAACCCUUAAGAAGAUACAAUUCUCAUGAAAGCAUAUUAUCCACCAAAAUUCGGCCAAUUAGCAUAUCAAAAAGAUUUCAAAUAGGACCUUUUCGUUCUGUAUCGACAACAACUACGUCAACGAAUUAUGAUACGACAGCCUCCAAUACAGACGUUAAGGCUGAUGAUUUCUAUAAGCCUAACCUAUCAAAUUCAACAACUUCAAAAGAUAUUUUAUCUAUGUACAGCAUUAAAAAUGAUGUUCAAAAUUCAAAUAGGGGAAACAUAAUUAAUAAUAAGAAAGAAUCAAAUAGUUCUACAUCUUUUUUUAACAAAUGGAAUAUAUUUAAUUUCCCUUUGAUUGCAAGUUCUGAGGUUGGGUCUAAACAAGAAAAUAAUACCACGGCAAAACAUUUUGGAUCACAAAGAAAAAAACAAAUAUCGUCAUUAAGUUAUAAUAAAGCCAAUUAUUCAACAAUGACUAUUGGACCUAAUGGCUCCAUGUUUUGUUCGCCUACAAUAUAUGAACCUACUUUUUCAAAUACCGUUUCAUUUCAAGAGCUCCAUGACGCCUUGAACACAGAAUUAGACUUAGCAUAA
This is a messenger RNA of Vanderwaltozyma polyspora DSM 70294, 1425 nucleotides long. It is a transcript of the gene VAC17, whose product is annotated as Vac17p. The record is from RefSeq and is a predicted model, not a curated record. Gene Ontology annotation, biological process: vacuole inheritance. The transcript has a single exon. Gene Ontology annotation, molecular function: protein-membrane adaptor activity. NCBI's taxonomy places the organism in Eukaryota, Fungi, Ascomycota, Saccharomycetes, Saccharomycetales, Saccharomycetaceae. Bases 1 to 1425 code for a protein of 474 amino acids.